AAUCUGGCCUUGCGGGAGGCGCUGUUCACCGAAUCUAAUACUGAAGUGUCAAAUGAGGAACUAAAGCAACAGCUUCGGGAAGCUCUGGAGGAACUUGAAAUUCUGAAGGUUGAGCUUGAAGCAUCUCAAAGACAGCUUGAAGGAAAAGAUGAAGCCCUAAGAAUCCUGCAGAGCAUGGCAGUAUUUGAUAAAGCCACGAGCCAUACAAAAGCAAUGCUUCAGAAAACUGAGGAAGAAAAGAGGACUCUAGAGAAGGAAAUAAAUAUUUUGCAGUGGGAAAUUGAAUUUGAUCAGGACAGAUUUAAAAACAUAGAAGACACCUGGACGGAAAAAUAUGACAGGAUAUACUGUGAAAAUGCAGCUCUUAAGGAAGCAUUGAAACUGAGGACAGAAGAAGUUAAAACACUUAAGGCUGAAAAUGCAAUCCUGAACCAGCAGUGCUUGGAAUUCCUUGCAAUGCUAGAUGUGAAACAACAGAAAGUUUUUCAGGAGAACAUGUUGAACAAAAGUGACAUCACUGAUUUCACAGGUCUUGAACUGGCAGUGCUGGGAGCCUGCACCUGCAGUCCUGCCAAGGGGCAGCCCUGCCCGUGUGCCAGAGUGGCAGCUCUCACUCGGAAGCAGCUCCUUCAUCUCAAGCAAGAGAUGGAAAACCUGAAGAAGAGUAAGGAUGAAGCAUACAUCAUGGCAGAUGCCUUCAGGAUUGCGUUUGAGCAGCAGCUGAUGCAGAGGCAGGAGCAGGCCCUGAGGCUGGCAGAAGUGAUCAAUGUGAAGAAGGAGAGCAGAUUUGCAAGCUGGAGACGCCUGCGGGGCGCUGAGCACGUCAAGUUGGAGGGCAGCAAGACCAACCUGGGGAGGAAGCUGUCCAGCUUGCUCUCGUCAGAGGGGGACUGCAGGAAGGUGGAGGAGCUGGACAGCGCCCACGAGAUCCUCAGGAUGCUGAUUGAUCUGGUGAACGACAAGGAGGAGGCCCUGGCUCACCAGCGCAAGGUCAGCUACAUGCUGGCCCGGGCGGCGGAGGCCAGGCCGGGGCAGGCCGGGGGGCACACGGCGGGAAGGUGUCAGAGCCCAGGAAGGUGUCAGAGCCCAGGAACCCCUGUGGUCCCGCCCCUGCCCCGGGCUGCGCCCCACGCCGGCCGCGGCAGGAAGCGCACGCGCAGGGUGGGGAUGGGCGCGGCGGCGGUGACGUCAGGCGCGGGUGUGGCCGCGCAGGCGCGCUGCGCGCAGCGGAGAGGCGAGGCCGCCGCCCGGAGCCGCCGGCGGGGCCGGGGCCGGGGCGGGCCCUGA
This is a messenger RNA of Agelaius phoeniceus (red-winged blackbird), 1287 nucleotides long. Lineage: Eukaryota; Metazoa; Chordata; Aves; Passeriformes; Icteridae. The record is from RefSeq and is a predicted model, not a curated record.